Messenger RNA from Phlebotomus papatasi, 1811 nucleotides. Its product is annotated as selenoprotein P-like. The coding region runs from base 648 to 1664 and encodes 338 amino acids. Gene Ontology annotation, cellular component: extracellular region. Gene Ontology annotation, molecular function: selenium binding. The transcript has 3 exons. The record is from RefSeq and is a predicted model, not a curated record. Lineage: Eukaryota; Metazoa; Arthropoda; Insecta; Diptera; Psychodidae. Gene Ontology annotation, biological process: selenium compound metabolic process.
ACUGAUGAUGGAGUGCGCACGAGAGAAUUGGGAAUUUAUAAGAAUGGGGGGAAAAUUGAAAACAAUCACUGCAAUUAUUUUGAGUCUGUGUUAUUUUUUUCUUUAUUUAUUUAUUUUUUUUGCUUCAUACAACGUGAGAAAGAGACCACGAGAGAGAAAUUUUUGUGGGAAUGAGAAAAGAGAGAUUUUUCUUUGGGAUCCCCCCACAAAAAGCCCCCCUAUAAGAGAUUGAAUUGAGUGAAACGCGCGCCAAGUCUCAAGGUGAAAGGUCGCAUCAUAUUAUCACGAGCUUGGGCUGGCGAUAAAGCAAAAGAGAAUUGUGUGUAGUGUAUUAGCGUUAAAUGAAUCAAUGAGUCUCAAUCGUCAGUGUCUUUUUGUGCGCCGUGGCCAAAACACUCCAGUUGUGACUUCGUAACUUCCCAGUGAUGAUUGGAAAAUUAGUGAUUUUGUCCCUGUGCUCAGUGAUAGCAAGUGCAGGACCGGUAGUGAAGGAUUUAAGAUGGAUUCGGGAUACACAGCAACUCCUCGAUGAGGAUUUCAAUUUGUGCCAGAAAUUUGAUAUAGGCAACUCCACAGUUAAUCUCGAGGGUCAGAUUAGUGUUCUCUUCAAGUGCAUCUCCUGACAAUUUUGUCUUCGACAGAUUUCUAUGUUGAAUGAACUUAGAAAUCGGUUCGAAGACGCUGGAUUCAAAUCAAUUCAUUUUGUGGGAAUUAGUGGAGGCAAUAUCUCAUCUGUUGACUUCUACGUCGUUAAUAACAGCAUCAAAGAUAUACCAAUCAUUCACCAAUCUCAACACGAAAGUCUCGAAAGUAUGGGCAAAAAUCAAGUUUACGUCAUUGAUCACUGUUCGCGUCUCGUUUACAUCAUCGUUCCACCCUGGAGCUUCAUUCAAUACCCCUACGUCAAAGCCUCAAUCCUCUCAACAAUCUACGAUGCACCUUGUGGCUCCUGCAACAUAUCCUACAGAGAAAACCCCAUCCCAAUAAAUUCACCCGCCCAAACUUCUACAAAUCCGGAAGAUGUUGAAUCAGGCACUAAAACGAAUCUUAUUGAAGACUACAAUCAGGAAAACUCAACAUCAUUUCAGGAAUCAUCUGGCGAAGAAUCUCUAGAGACAACUUCAGAAUUUUCCACACAAAGGCAAGAAGACCCUGAGACUGAGAGAGAGAAUGAUGAGGGAUUCAUCAUUCCCAUUAAAGUCAUUCUUCCUGUGGAACAUAUUCAUCAUUUUGGAAAUCAAUCAACAUUCACAAAGUACAAUUAUAUCGUCCUUCGAACGGACAACACAACAUACCAUGGACAUUUAAAUUCUGACCGUGGAGAGAAGCUUACAAUUGACCAAAAUGCUGUCAAUGGUGGAGGAUACUACCCAACAGAGUACCAAGAAAUAACCACAACUCCUCCCCAGGAUAACUUUGAGGAGGAAAAUCUGAAGGAAUUUGAGGAAGAGAAAUUGAUCUUUGUCAAUGACAAACGCGAUCAAUAUCAGAAAGUCAAAACCUACAAGAUUCCAAGUGAUAAUGGGCAGGUUACAUUUGAUGAAGUUUCACCAGUGAUCGGGGAGUUUGAGGAAUUUGUGUCUGAAGUCAAUUCUACACAGGAUCUCAAACAAAUGGAUGAUCACUACGAGAAACUUUUACAGUGGCUCGAUUACACUUUGUAACUUUUUUUAAGAAAACUGUUUCAAUAGAAAAGGCAUCAGUUGAAUAAAAUAUAAAAUUGAUAUUUAAUAAGACACAAGUUAAUACAUUAUGAGUUAAAAAUAGAUUUGCAACCAAACAUUGGCUUUAAUACAAGACUUACAAUUGAA